This is a messenger RNA of Synchiropus splendidus (mandarinfish), 960 nucleotides long. Its product is annotated as actin-related protein 2/3 complex subunit 4. The record is from RefSeq and is a predicted model, not a curated record. Gene Ontology annotation, cellular component: actin cytoskeleton; Arp2/3 protein complex. Lineage: Eukaryota; Metazoa; Chordata; Actinopteri; Syngnathiformes; Callionymidae. Gene Ontology annotation, molecular function: actin filament binding. The coding region runs from base 134 to 640 and encodes 168 amino acids. Gene Ontology annotation, biological process: actin filament polymerization; Arp2/3 complex-mediated actin nucleation. The transcript has 6 exons.
AGCAGGGCAGGCGUCCCGACCGGGCUAGCUUUGUGAGAAAAACAAGCGCACCCAGUCUUCAGCCGACGACUCUGGAUUUGCGGAAGAGGAAGACCAGGCGUGGCUGAGGUACUUCCGUCUUCUACAGAGCAAAAUGACCGCGACUCUGCGUCCGUACUUGAACGCGGUGCGAGCCACCCUGCAAGCGGCCCUGUGUCUGGAGAACUUCUCCUCUCAGGUGGUGGAGCGCCACAACAAGCCCGAGGUGGAGGUCAGGAGCAGUAAGGAGUUGCUUCUGCAACCUGUGGUGAUCAGCCGGAAUGACAAGGAGAAAGUCCUGAUCGAGGGAUCCAUCAACUCUGUCAGAGUCAGCAUCGCUGUCAAACAGGCCGAUGAGAUUGAGAAGAUCCUGUGUCACAAGUUCAUGCGCUUCAUGAUGAUGAGAGCAGAGAACUUCUUCAUUCUGAGGAGGAAACCAGUUGAGGGAUAUGACAUUAGCUUCUUGAUCACCAACUUCCACACGGAGCAGAUGUACAAACACAAGCUAGUGGACUUUGUCAUUCAUUUCAUGGAAGAGAUCGACAAGGAGAUUAGCGAGAUGAAGCUGUCCGUCAACGCCAGAGCUCGAAUUGUGGCCGAGGAGUUCCUCAAGAAUUUCUGAUGACUGUGUCAUCCAACAAGUCCCGCAAAGUUGUAUGGGCCAAUCAGGACUAGAGGAGCGCGAGACAGCAACAGCCAAUCAGAGGAGAGAAGCGCCAAACCUGACCAAGCAAGGCGACAACGUCCGUCUCAAGUGUUUUCCUGUAUUCAUGAGUAUCAUCGCGUGUAUAUAACGAAUUAUUUACCAGAUUCAUAUUUCUGCCUCUUAGAACAAAUGCCUAGUCAAAGGCGGGUCCUUAAAGUAUUAUCGAGGCUGGUAGCCAUGACUACAGGCGUCUUGAGACCGUUUUUGUCGCAAGCUUAAAAAAAUAAAUAAAUAAA